This is a messenger RNA of Hydatigera taeniaeformis, 567 nucleotides long. NCBI's taxonomy places the organism in Eukaryota, Metazoa, Platyhelminthes, Cestoda, Cyclophyllidea, Taeniidae. The record is from the annotation of a GenBank genome assembly.
AUGGGUGCUAAUGUGGCGGCUCCCGGAGGUCAACUAGUUAGCGCCGCAGGUCGGACCAACCUUGCGCUAUCCGGAACCCGUCCGGGAAUAAACCCCUCAACGCCGGUGACAUCGCCACAAACAGCCAUUAUGACCACUUCAACAAUAUCCUCAAGCGCCUCCGGCGGUGGUACGGAGAAGUCCGACUUGGUGAGCGGCUCGAAUGCGCUAGACAACCGUCUGGUUGUCGGCUCCAGUGUUGAAGGCGGCAAUGACGGCACUUUGAAACCUCGUAGUUUGCGUUUCACAUGGACUAUGAAAACAACCUCCACUAAGGAUCCGACAGUGAUGCUUAAAGAAAUUAAGAAGGUGCUAACUGAGCAAAACUGCGAAUACGAACAGCCGGAAACCUACCUCCUUGUCUGUCGUCAUGGCGAUCCGGAGGCGGACACGUGCGUGCAGUGGGAGAUGGAGGUGUGUAAACUCCCGCGACUCUCCAUGAACGGAGUGCGGUUCAAGCGUAUCUCAGGCACAGCCAUUGGAUUCCGCAACAUUGCUACGAGAGUGUCUGAUGCACUGCAGCUGUAA